AUGUUGACCCACCAGGGACUGGAGGUCGAGUCGGCCCUUAUCGGGACUGUCAUCGAUGGCCUCAAGAUCCAGAACUGCGGGAUGGAGUGCAUCCGCAUGAGGAACUUCGUGACCAACGCGGUGAUCCAGAACAACGACAUCGAGAACUGCGGCAUCUACGACUUCCGCUUUCAAUUCGACGGAAAGAUCGGCGAGGCUAUCUACAUCGGAACUUCAAGCAACCAAUGGGAAGAUGGCACGGGCGACAGGGUGACGAACGGCCCUGACGGAAGCAACUACAACCUGGUGACCGGAAACGAGCUCGUGCCUCGCGGCAACGAGUGCGUGGACAUCAAGGAAGGCGCAACCAUGAACGUCGUCGAGUACAACGAAUGCGAGGACCAGCGGGACGCAGAGUCCGGGUGCUACGACUCGCGGGGAAACGAGAACACCUUCAGGUACAACACUGCCAUCCAAUGCCUCGGUGCCGGCAUCCGCCUGGGAGGGCACACUAUCGACGGCUUCGUCUAUGGCGUUGACAACCACGUUUACGGCAACGAAUUUUUGGAAACCGAGGCCGGCUCUAUCAAGUCCCGUGUGGAACCGCAGGGCGUCAUCUGCGACAACUCCUGCGCAGACGGGGAGUGCGGCGUCAGCGAGGAAGGAGACGACGAAGAGAUCGAAGGCUCGUGGGACCAGGGGUGCCCGGCUAGCUUUCCUUCCGUACCUUUCAUCGACGACCUGGAGACUCCCGCCGCCCCGGCGCCUACGCCCGAAGUCGCCGCUUCUACCCCGUCUCCCACCGACUCCCAGAAUGAGGGAUGCAGCAAGCGCAGCGGAGGGGAGAACGGCUGCUGCACCAAGGCGAUCCAGUUCGGCGGAGUGAUGUGCGAGGAUACCGGCGGGCAGGCACCGUGCAUCAUGGACGUGUACCAGGGGUAG
This is a messenger RNA of Ectocarpus siliculosus, 921 nucleotides long. NCBI's taxonomy places the organism in Eukaryota, Phaeophyceae, Ectocarpales, Ectocarpaceae. The record is from the annotation of a GenBank genome assembly.